AUGAUGAAGCGUUGCGGUGCCGCCGUUGGUUCGCUGUUGGUCAUGUCUGUGGCCUCUGGCGCUACUGCGGCCGACGUGCCAGUGCAAUCGCUCCCCUGGGAGCCGAGCACGUGCGGUGGGAAUCUUCUGGCAAAGAGCUCCGAGUUUGGUUGCGGGCUCCACCGGUGCCAGUGCUGGCCAUGUGUGUCCGUUUGCGAUCCGUCGUUGGGGUGCGAGGACUCGCCCGCAGGUUCUUCGAGAUGCCAGGGCCAAUGUCGACUUACGGCUCUGGGCCAUUUUCUCAACAUCCUGCGGUGGCUCUUUGUGCUUGGAUGCCCGGCCAUUGUGUUUGGCUACCACAUCCUCAAAGUCCAGACGGGAUCGGCAACGACUCGGUCAAGCGAAGACGACCAUAAGGGAGUGAUCGAUGGCAACACAGUCGACGGACUUGAAUCGAUGCUCCAUCAGGACCAGAUUCUGGAUGUGGUGAUGAACCAGGUCGAGCAGCAGCGCCGCAUGAUGAGUCGCUUGUUGUGGCACGUGAUGCACCCGUUAGCAUCCAAGGAGCAAGUCACCGAGAGGCGGCACCGAUCGCGCCACGGACGACGCCACCCAACGUUCCCUGCCGCGACACAAUACAUGAACAUACUGACGCCGUCGACGGACAACUUGGCCGCCGUCGCAUUUCCACCAGAAGCAAUUCAAGUCGAGCCAAGCAAUCCGUUGGACGAGUACAUUGACUUGGGCAAACUCCACACGGGGCAUGCCCACGGCGCGUACGUCAUCAACCUGCACGCUCAAAUCUACCUCGAGACAAUGCACGAAAACGUCGUUCCGACUCUCGUCACCAUCGUUUUCGUCUUGGCAGUCGCCACAUUCGUCGCUGCGUACAACCCGAUUUCCAUGGCAUCGGCGUCCGUCGAGAUUUCGCGAUCCUCGUGCAUGAUGGCGAAUGACAACUGCUCUUUCUUAAAUUGGACGGUAUCACCGGACGCCGUGGAUGUCCCAGCGCCGUUUGAUCUAAUACCCCGUCACCGCCAUCGAGUCCUGUUUCAGCAUUUGCACUUGCCGCAAGUGCCUGACGUGCUGCUGUUGGAGCUGCACCUGACAGACACUCGUACGGACGACAGUUCCAACGAUUUCGGGUUUUAUCAGCUCAAUAUGUCGGCGCCUACUGCGCCGGACCCCUCGCAGCUCGUGCUGCGCUACCUGAAUAGACUCAGCACGACCUGUUCAGCGACGACAUGUGGCGCAAUCCCACUCGCAGCAGUGUACUUGCAGCGCUUCGGCGCGUCCGAGUCGGAUGUUCGUGCCCGUCGGUUUGACAUUGACCUAGUCCUGUUGUCCAAUGCGUCUGCGCCGACGUCGAAUCCACCGCUCUCGUUUCGACUUGUCCUGACAGCGUACCAAGACAACAGGGCGUGGAUCGCCGUGACCGUUCGUUGUUGCCUAGGGACGUUCACCGCGUUGUUCUUGGUCCACUUUCUACGGGCACUGAACGCCCACCUGAACCAUCGCUUUCCUGACGCGGUCCAGACCAAGUCGCUGUAUUUUCGAGUGUGGGGGCAUAUGAGCCUUGAACGCCACCUCAUGGCGAUCCUUCUCCUCGUCCUCGUCGUGCAGCACAAUCCAAUCAUGCUCAUCUGGACGUUGCCGUGGUUUGGCCCCUCCAGCCACAGCUACAUCGUGUUUCGCAACGCGUGGGAGACCGUGGUGUACGUCGUGAUCCUUGGGUCCCUUCUCAUCAUGCUAGACUGCUACCGGAAGGACUGCCACGAGUUCUCCAACGGCGCGUCGCUCAAGGUGGCUGGGUACUGGUUCCUCGGGGUCAAGGUGGCACUAUUUGCUGGUGCAGUCGUCCUUCGAUUGAGUUUGGCGCUGUCACUUGAAGGCUUGUUUGAUGCGACUGUGAACGUCGCGCAGUGGGUGUCCGUUGUUGACCUGCUUCUACUCGUCGCGGGAUUUUCCGUUUUCUUCGGCGUCGUCGCAAUCGUCCACCGUGUGCUCGAAGCCCAGCGAUACUCGCACACGAGGUACUUGUCGCUGAGCUUUCGGUACUUGACAGUGAUUGCGUUUGCGAUCCUGGCAAUUCUCCUCCUCAACACAGCCUUCUCGAGCACGUAUGCCCCCGUGUCCACGACCAAGUCGACGGAUUUGACCGCAGCUGCGCUCGUUGUCGAGAUUGCGACCGCCGUUUUUGUCUUCUUUGCCGUCCUCGCGUUCUACCCACCGAAUAAACUCGAACCAGGCUUAAUACCCCGAGUUGUCCCCACGGCCCCACCAGACGACUCAAUUCGACAUUCGCAGCCGACUCUACCCCCUCAGGCAACUACGCAGCCCGUGGAAGCGUUGUCCAGAGCAACGGCAACGCUCUUGCGCCUGCCGGCCUUCCGCGCCAAAGCGUGCACGAAACCCCAUCGGCUCUUUUGUCUCGAAACGGCAUGCCUGCUCAUGAACUGCUCACGGCAUGCGUACUACCGGUCGUCACUGAACCUGCCGAACGACACGUCCGAAGACGGUGUCGUUGCAUACCCUGCGACGUCGUACGUGAACCAGACGGCACUUUUGCGGGACGGCCUCGAAGAAACGAUGGCGAUCCACGACGACGGCACGGACACAAACUGCCUGAUUCUCCAUUCCGAGUUCAGAAUUAUCUUUGCCUUUCGUGGGACGGACAGCAAGGCAAACAUCAAGACGGAUUUCGAAAUCAAGCUGGAGCCUUUCCCGUGGCUCCCACCAGAAUCGGACGGCUCCCAAACGCCGUUUGUCCAUCGGGGAUUCCUCACAGCGUACGCGACCGUGCGAGACAAAUGCCACGCGGCGUUGCGAGACCUCCUCCGCCGAUACGAUGGGCAAGGUCAUGCGUCCGACUCCGUCCAAAUCUACUGCACCGGACAUUCGUUGGGUGGCGCGCUCGCAACUCUGGCUGCGCUUGACUUGAAGUUAUCCUUCAAACGCGACGUCGUCAUGUACAACUACGGGUCUCCCCGGGUCGGGACGCACAGUUUCUCUCGCGUUUUCAACUCCCAGAUGCCACUCGCGUUUCGAGUCGUGAACGAAGGCGACAUCAUCUGUGGCCUGCCGCAACGCGUGUCAAUGAGCUGCUUGGGACAAAGCAAGAAGUUGUACAAGCAUGUUGGGACAGAAGUCGUGAUGGACGGAAAAAUGAACGGCGACUUUCUUAUUCGCCCGACCUUUGCCGAGAAGAACUUGAUUGUCGAAGUGCGCAAGAAACCGGGACGGCACUACUUGAAAGGAUACACCGAGAACUUGGACAUGAUCCUGAAACGUUGUCUGCAAAGCGAGCGCCACCACCUGGGCGACUUUUACAUGCAAAACGCCCUCGAAGACGCUUUGUACGACGACAGCAUGGACGAACGUUCGCCCGUUCGAUUGCCAUGA
Messenger RNA from Aphanomyces invadans, 3381 nucleotides. RefSeq lists its product as hypothetical. The transcript is spliced from 9 exons. NCBI's taxonomy places the organism in Eukaryota, Oomycota, Saprolegniomycetes, Saprolegniales, Verrucalvaceae. The record is from RefSeq and is a predicted model, not a curated record. The coding region runs from base 1 to 3381 and encodes 1126 amino acids. Gene Ontology annotation, biological process: lipid metabolic process.